GCCUACAACCACACAAUGGAAACCCCUGCCUCCUUCAUCCUUGUGGGCAUCCCAGGACUACAAUCUUCACAUCUUUGGCUGGCUAUCUCAUUGAGCACCAUGUACAUCAUAGCCCUGUUAGGAAACACCCUCAUCGUGACUGCAAUCUGGAUGAAUUUUACUCUACAUAAGCCCAUGUAUUGCUUUCUGUGUGUUCUGGCUGCUGUGGACAUGGGCAUGGCCUCCUCAGUGGUACCCAAGAUGGUGACCAUCUUCUGCUCAGGAGACAGCUCCAUCAGCUUUAAUGCUUGUUUCACUCAGAUGUUUUUUGUUCACUUAGCCACAGCCAUAGAGACAGGCCUGCUGCUGGCCAUGGCUUUUGACCGCUAUGUAGCCAUCUGCAAGCCCCUACACUACGAGAGCAUUCUCAGACCUCAAGUGAUGCUGGGAAUGAGUGUGACCAUCGCCAUUAGAGCUAUCAUAGCCAUUACUCCACUGAGUUGGAUGGUGAGUCAUCUACCUUUCUGUGGCUCCAACGUGGUUCUUCACUCCUACUGUGAGCACUUAGCUUUGGCCAGGUUAGCAUGUGCAGACCCCAUGCCCAGCAGUCUCUACAGUCUAAUUGGUUCCUCUAUUAUGGUGGGCUCUGAUGUGGCCUUCAUUGCUGCCUUCUAUUUCUUGAUUCUCAGAGCAGUAUUUGGGCUCUCCUCAAAGAAUGCUCAGUUGAAAGCAUUAAGCACAUGUGGCUCCCACAUGGGAGUUAUGGCUUUGUACUAUCUACCUGGAAUGGCAUCCAUCUAUGUGGCCUGGCUGGGGCAGGAUGUAGUGCCCUUGCACACUCAAGUGCUUCUAUCUGACCUGUACCUGAUCAUCCCAGCCACCUUAAAUCCCAUCAUCUAUAGCAUGAGGACCAAACGACUGCUGGAGGGAAUAUGGAGUUAUCUGAAACCCUUCCUCUUUCACCACUCCAACCUGGGUUCAUGAAUACAGUAUCUGUUCAGAUCUGGAGCAUUCCAAAUUCAAAGAUGCCUUAGAGAUCUGUGGAGCUAG
Molecule: messenger RNA, 1029 nt
Organism: Callithrix jacchus (white-tufted-ear marmoset)
Lineage: Eukaryota; Metazoa; Chordata; Mammalia; Primates; Cebidae
Gene: OR52I1
Product: olfactory receptor, family 52, subfamily I, member 1
Biological process (GO): G protein-coupled receptor signaling pathway
Cellular component (GO): plasma membrane
Molecular function (GO): olfactory receptor activity; G protein-coupled receptor activity
Source: RefSeq, a predicted model, not a curated record